This is a messenger RNA of Protopolystoma xenopodis, 687 nucleotides long. The record is from the annotation of a GenBank genome assembly. NCBI's taxonomy places the organism in Eukaryota, Metazoa, Platyhelminthes, Monogenea, Polystomatidea, Polystomatidae.
CAACAGCAAUUGACGCGAAAAAAUAGCUCGCAUAGUUUAGGGAGCGACUGCGAUGAACAAGGAGUUUCUGAAAAUGAUGAAGUGGUCGAAACUCUGGCCAGCCGUUUGGAGCGUACAAAACAGCAACCGUAUUAUCAUCAUCAAAUACAAGAAGUUUCAAAGUGUAAAGGUUCUAGCGGUAGCAAUGAAUGUAGUAAGUAUGAAUCUAGUGACCAUUUUGUUUGCGGAGAAGUUAAAGCUGAGAAAAAAGAAGGCGAAGAUGGAGCAAAAGGCGAAGGAAUUCGAAAUACUAGCGUUGAACAAGGUGGUUCUGAUGGCAUCAUAUGUCCUAAUACAAAAAAUUCUUGGCCUAAUGAACACUAUUAUGAAUCAAAUUUGACUGAAAAAGGCAACAAUGAGAGUCAAGUAUGUAGUAAAAAUGAUUUGAUUGUUCGUCUAAAGAAUAAUCCCAAUGUCUCAGAGACUUCCAACUCUACGAAGUUAAAUGACGUUGUAGAUGGUAUUACACAACAUGCAGAGAGAUCUUCAACUGGAGUUGGUAAAGAAGAAGAAGUAGUUGGAAUUGGAUCCAGUGGAGGAGCGUUAGGAAAUAGGAACAGUCCUUCAGUCAUAAAAGAAACGAAUCAAACAGAGCGAUUACAGAGGAGGGGCCGACGGUCUGCUAUUAUUGAUAAUAAGAGCUCUUGA